AUGCGUAAGCCGCUGAUUCGCAUCCCCUACACGGACAUCCUCGCGCCGCCCGUCCUCGUCCCGCCCUCCGCCGCCACCCUGCCUGGGGCCCUGGCUGCCCUCCGCCGCUUCCUCGUCUCGCCGCCGCCGAGUCACCUCCCGUCGUCGACCGUCGUCCUCACCGGUGCCGGCCUGUCGGUCGCCUCCGGUCUCGCCGACUACAGAGGCCCCAACGGCACGUAUCGCGUCAACAAGACGUACCGACCAAUCUAUCACCACGAGUUCCUCGGCAAGCACGAGGCGCGAAGGCGGUAUUGGGCGAGAAGCUUUCUCGGCUGGUCCAGUCUCCACAAGGCCUCGCCCAACGCCGGUCACUAUGCCAUCCGAGACUUGGGCGAGCUGGGCUUGAUUCGCCAUGUCAUUACGCAAAACGUCGAUUCCUUCCACCGCCAGGCGCACCCUCGCCUACCCUCCCUCGAACUGCAUGGCUACCUGAGAUGCAACAUCUGCACCACCUGCCGUGGUGAAUUUUCGCGAGACGAGUUCCAGCACGAGCUGUCCCGCCUCAACCCUCGCUGGGCUGACCUGCUGAGUGAGGCGUUGGCGUCCCGUGUCCUGGACACGGAGGACCCGGCACGGCCGAGGUUGAGUGGCCUCAAGCACAACCCCGACGGCGACGUCGACCUGCCCGAUGCCCCUUACACAACCUUUCGUUACCCCGCGUGCCCUCGAUGUGUAGCUCGGCCACCGGUGAUGCCCGAUGGUCAACGGCACAUCGUCGAGACCGAUGCUGAAGGAGCUUGGCAGCCGUCGAGUACGGCGGGCAUUCUCAAACCUGCCGUCGUCAUGUUUGGCGAGAACAUCGCCAGCCGUGUCAAGGUCGCGGCAGAAUCCGCCAUCGACGGCGCCGGUCGCCUCCUCGUCCUUGGCACAUCGUUGGCCACCUACUCGGCCUGGAGCUUGGCGAAGCGAGCGAAAGAUCGCGGAAUGCCCAUUGCCAUCAUCAACAUGGGCGGCGUCAGAGGUGAGGAUCAGCUCUUGACCGGUUUGGAUCCGCACCAAGCCGGCGAGCGAGGAGUGCGGGUCGAGUUUCCGACCGAUCAGCUGUUGCCCGCUCUGGUCUCUGCGCUGCGCGAGGACGAGGUGGCGUCGGCUGGCCAUUCUUCCGCUGCCGGAGUUUCGCGAGAGCAUCUCUUCAAGGAUAUGCUCUCAUAA
Molecule: messenger RNA, 1194 nt
Organism: Drechmeria coniospora
Lineage: Eukaryota; Fungi; Ascomycota; Sordariomycetes; Hypocreales; Ophiocordycipitaceae
Product: silencing information regulator
Exons: 1
Coding region: 1-1194 (397 amino acids)
Molecular function (GO): NAD+ binding
Source: RefSeq, a predicted model, not a curated record